UGAUUACAUUCUCGUGAAACUUGACCUAGUUCAUUUUGUAUGCUCUUUUUGUCCACGGGCAUGCUGGAAAACGUAUAUGGUAUUACUUGCCCGACAUCUACAAAUGAUCUAAACCUUACUUGGCACGGGCGUUGGGCAAUGAUUCCUGACAUGGAAUUGUCUCAAUGUACACAAGCUGUUGCUCAGGGAUUGUCUGAAAUACGUGUUCCCUUGGGACAUAUCCUUGUCAGUGGACGUUGGAGAAACACGGACCUCGUCAGCACACUUCAAGGUAGUGCAGUUAUUCACUUUGAUGAUGGUCUUGGAGUUGUUGAUUUCCACCCAUCCACUCACACUGGAGUCAUCUAUGUUUCUGAGGCUGACAUCGUCAGUGCCAGUGGGUACAAGAGGAAGGUGGCUAAACUGAGGAAGGCCAACAGGGUACGUGGAGUGGUGAUAGCCGAGAAAACAGCCACUAGUGGCCAGUAUUAUCAAGAGCUGCAGAAGUUCGUUAUGCUGGAGAUAGGCUUUGUGCUGCUUCCUGUAAAAAGUCAGAAGGAGGCCGCAGGACUUCUUGCCCAGAUGGUGGAUGUGGAAAGUAAGUCUGAGACCAACCUAUUCUUAAAGAAGCCCAGACCAGUGUGUGUGGACAAGGCUCUGCUCAACAGCCUUCAGUGCUUCCCUCGACUGGGAGAGGUCAAGGCCAGGCAGCUGCUGCUUCACUUCGGGAGUUUACGGGCUCUAGCAAAAGCCUCUUUAGAAGAUUUAUCUUCCAUAGUAGGAAAGGCAAGUGCUUCCAACAUAAGAACAUUUCUUGACGAUUCCUGAACAGAAGAAGACUUAAAAUACUUCGCUAGAAGUGACUGCACUUCAUAAUGUGCCGACUCUGGGGCUUGCUGACAGUUGUGAUGUGUCUUCAGUAUAAUGUUCAAGAUGAUCUGUUGACAAACGAUAUGAAGAUAGUUGGAGUGUCAUGGAUUGUCAUGGUACAUCUCGAGUCAUGGAUCUAUGAUGUCACAUCUGAUGCGUUCAUGAGCGUCAGACCCAUGAAGAUCCGGGGUAGAAUAGGUCUUCAGCAACACAUGCUUGCCGUAAAAAGUGACUAUGCUUGU
Molecule: messenger RNA, 1091 nt
Organism: Haliotis rufescens (red abalone)
Lineage: Eukaryota; Metazoa; Mollusca; Gastropoda; Lepetellida; Haliotidae
Product: Fanconi anemia core complex-associated protein 24-like
Exons: 7
Coding region: 40-807 (255 amino acids)
Biological process (GO): interstrand cross-link repair
Cellular component (GO): Fanconi anaemia nuclear complex
Molecular function (GO): chromatin binding
Source: RefSeq, a predicted model, not a curated record